GAAGAGACGUUAUCUGAAGAGAAAGAAAGAGAAGGAAAGAGAUCUAUACAAAGUGCCAUUCUUCUGGAACAAAGAAAAUCGGAGAUCAAACGAUAUAUCAGCCUGCACAAGAUUUAGAACGAUGCUGUCCGUACAAAGCACAAUUGCCCUGGCAUUAAUGCUCUUCGUCUUGGCGGAAUACUCGGCAGCGAUGCCGACGAUCGACAAAGACAAGGCCAGAAUUUUGAACAACGUGAAUCUGGUGGACGACGACGGCAGCAUCGACAAGGCUCUGAUGAAUUACUUAUUCACCAAACAGAUCGUGAAAUACUUCCGUAAUCAGAUGAACGUCAAUGACUUGCAGCGCAAACGGAACUUCUGGAGGCAGUGCUCCCUCAAUGCAGUGGCUUGCUUCGGUAAAUAGGCACGCAGCAAGACGGAGGAAAAAUCAGGCGAGAAAGAGAGAGAGAGAGAGAGAGAGAGAGAGAGAGAGAGAGACGCAAAGAGAGAAGAUCGUUACGUUCGCGUCAUCGCUGGAAAGUUCAGAAAACUCCCGUAACACAAUGGGAUACAUUCCAAAAUCUACUCAUUGAUUAAAGUAAGGUUGAGCUUAAAUAUGGAAUGGCUGACAUUCAUGAUUGGUAUUUAUUUCCAGAUAUAUAACGGUUAUGUUAUAUUACAUUAUUGAGUGAGAUAUUAUAAUGAAGACACAACACUUCUUAAAUAAUGUUUCCCGCGGAACACGAUCAAGCAGUAACAUUAAUAUUACAAUUUCUCACUGAACAAUAUAAAUGUAAUAUAACAUAUGUUGUAUUAUAAUUGUAUGAAUAGUUACAUUAUAGAGUAGGAAAUUGUAACAUUUAAAUGACGUUAAGA
Messenger RNA from Atta colombica, 855 nucleotides. RefSeq names its product allatostatin C-like. NCBI's taxonomy places the organism in Eukaryota, Metazoa, Arthropoda, Insecta, Hymenoptera, Formicidae. The transcript is spliced from 3 exons. Bases 122 to 403 code for a protein of 93 amino acids. The record is from RefSeq and is a predicted model, not a curated record.